CCGGCGGGGAGCACGGCGCGAUGCCACUUGGGUGCCAACAGACGCCGGUACUGGUAGGCAGCGCCUCUUUGGCCGCCCUGGGGGCCUUGAACCUGUACCUCGCGAAGCCCUCGGGUUACGGGAAACACUCGGAGAGCCUGAUGCCGAGAACCUCCCGCCUGCCCGCCCGCGCCGCCUGGUUCCUGCAGGAGCUGCCCUCCUUCGUGGUGCCUGCGGGGGUCAUCGCCCAGCAGCUCCGCGCUCCCUUCGGCGCUCCGGGGACCGUGCUCCUGGGCCUCUUCUGCGCACAUUACUUCCACAGGACAUUUAUUUACUCAAUGCUCACUAAAGGGAGGCCUUUUCCAGUUAUAUUCCUUUUCAGAGGCAUUGUCUUCUGCUUUGGAAAUGGAUUCCUUCAAAGCUACUACCUGAUUUACUGUGCUGAAUACCCUGAUGACUGGUUCAAAGAUGUUCGCUUCAUCUUGGGUGUCUUCUUAUUUAUUGUGGGAAUGGGAAUCAACAUUCAGAGUGACUCCAUAUUGCGCCAGCUCAGGAAGCCGGGAGAAGUCAUCUACAGGAUCCCACAAGGUGGAUUGUUCACAUAUGUUUCUGGAGCUAAUUUCCUCGGUGAGAUCGUUGAAUGGUUCGGCUUUGCCCUGGCGACUUGGUCCCUCCCGGCACUUGCAUUUGCGUUUUUCUCUCUUUGUUUCCUUGGACUGAGAGCUUUUCACCACCAUAGGUUCUACCUCAAGAUGUUUAAGGACUACCCUAAAUCUCGGAAGGUCCUUAUUCCAUUCAUCUUUUAAAGAAACUGAAUUUGAAAAGGAGCAACUGCCACAAUACCAGCGAAAACCAUCAAGCUGCUGAACUGUAACUUGUAAAGUUCCACUGUAGAUAUAGUAAUAGGCCUCUUGGUAUCCUGACAGCUGGCCUGGGAAUUCUGACUGGUGCUCUCCUUUGCAUGCUCUCCCUCCCUGGCUCUGUCCUCAUCCACUGAUGCUUCAACAAGUCCCUUCCCACAUGGAGACAUUAGCCUCUUAGCUUUCCCUCCUAGAAAGUGCAAAACUUCCCCAACAUAUUUUUUUUGUUGGGAGAUACAAGUGUAUGUUGCUUUAUACCUGCUCUAUAUCAAUGCAGAACAGCUCUGUACUCAAGAAAGUUUUGGGCUGGAGGCAGUGCUCACAGAAUUUAUUAAAGGUAUACAUUUCACAUCUAUACAAAUUAGCAGAGAUUUAAAUUCUGAGGUCACACAGGCACAGAGCAAACCUCCUCCCCAAAGAAAAUAAUGAAGUCAAGUCUUCCUUUUCCUUACUUAAUCAAGAAACAUGUGAAAUUAUUAAGUAGGUCUUACUAGAGGAGCCCUCUCUUCAUAUUGCUGAAAAUGUAUUGACUUCAGUUUCAAAUACGUGCAGUGUUACUCGAUGAGUUCCUUUCUCUUCCUAAAGACUUCUUAAUUCUGAUUAGAGAACUGGCCUAACCCAGAAAAUUGAUAUGGGUUUUAUUGAAGGUUGGGUUUUAAUGACUACAAGGCAAAGUAAUGGCCCUGGAUAACUGUUGAAAGAAUAAAGAAGUAUUUUACAACAGACAUUGCACAAUCUCAUAUUCUUGAAUACUGGUGGGAAUAUCCAAUUAAUGAGAAAGUGGCAAUUAAGGGAAAUUAAUGGAUGAGAUUUAUCCUGCUUGCCUUGAGGAGACAGCUGCAAUGACAGUGAAGUCGCUGGAAGCUCUGAGCAACUUGUCUCUUGUGGACUCUCUUCAUCCAGGUCCUCGGACCUGCUCGAGGUGGCAUCUCCUGGGGGUGGUGUGAGAACCAGCCACUGAAUGUCCCGAGGGCAGAGGCUGCAGCCGGGGGAAGCAUCUGGGCAGAAAACCUGUUUUGUUUGGCUCAGACAGGGUUUCGCACAUGCUUUGAUUUUUUUUUUUUUUUUUACAUUCAGUUUCCAAAAUUUAAAAAUUAGUAGCUUUCUACAUCAAACUCUGGUAUUCUACUUGCCUUGAAAAUUUGGCGGCUCUGACCGCACUGAGCCUGCAUUCCCAUGUAAGAACUGGGACUGGGUUUGUAAUCCCCGUGGAGGGUUCUCCCAACACGAGAGCUUGGGACGUUGUGCUCUCUAAGAAAGGGGCUGAACCCUCAUAAACAGAAUGUAUGAAAAUAUUUGUCUCCUCAGGUCCAGGCAAGCACUGGCAAACAUUGGCCAUAUUUAGCAAGCCCCUGUGAGAAAUGACCACCAGUUUUAUCAGAUGCAGUGCCCAGUACAGAAACCCACAAUGUAAGUAAGACACACGAAAACUCCAAAGAUCUGAGAAUGGGGUAGAUUACUGAAAAGUACACUUUGUAAUAAUAUAAAUAAAUGUCUAUGCUGUUUCUUAAAUGCCUCUUAAAUCAUGGUUAAGUAGUUUGAAUUAAAAGA
Choloepus didactylus (southern two-toed sloth) is the source of this 2390-nucleotide messenger RNA. It is a transcript of the gene SRD5A2, whose product is annotated as steroid 5 alpha-reductase 2. Bases 21 to 785 code for a protein of 254 amino acids. NCBI's taxonomy places the organism in Eukaryota, Metazoa, Chordata, Mammalia, Pilosa, Megalonychidae. Gene Ontology annotation, molecular function: 3-oxo-5-alpha-steroid 4-dehydrogenase activity. Gene Ontology annotation, biological process: steroid biosynthetic process. Gene Ontology annotation, cellular component: membrane. The record is from RefSeq and is a predicted model, not a curated record. The transcript is spliced from 5 exons.